This is a messenger RNA of Patella vulgata (common limpet), 1750 nucleotides long. RefSeq names its product cytochrome P450 4F6. Lineage: Eukaryota; Metazoa; Mollusca; Gastropoda; Patellidae. The record is from RefSeq and is a predicted model, not a curated record. The transcript has a single exon. Gene Ontology annotation, molecular function: iron ion binding; heme binding; oxidoreductase activity, acting on paired donors, with incorporation or reduction of molecular oxygen. Bases 127 to 1671 code for a protein of 514 amino acids.
UGACCUUUGACGUCUUCUGUGAUAACCUCUGAACAAAGUGUAAACAACACUGAAUGAACUGCCUUCUACUGGUGAAACAAGUUAAUACAGCCUUUCAAUCUAUAAUAUUUAUAAUAAUUGAGUAACAUGGAUACCUAUAGCAUGUCAUUGGUUUUGGCCAUAGGAACUGUCAUCAUUAGCAUUUACUGUUCUAUAAAAAUAGCUGCAUAUAUUUACAGAUUCCGCAAGAAGUCAGCCAUAUUGAAAGAGUUUCCUUCUGAUCCACCCCACUGGUUUUGGGGUCAUUUACUUUAUUUUCCUGCUCCUGAUGAAGCUUGUUUGAAGACUAAGCGUGAUAGAACUGCCAGAUAUAAUGAUUUUUGUCUAGGAUGGUUUGGACCUAUAUUAGCAGAUAUAAGCGUUACAUCACCAGAAAGCGUGAAGCCAAUUCUUAAAACAUCCAUGCCAAAGGGAAAACUUUACCGCUUGCUCCAACCUUGGUUAGGAGAUGGUCUUUUGCUUAGCACAGGAGAGAAAUGGGCUAGAAAUCGCCGGCUACUGACUCCAGCAUUUCAUUUUGAAAUCCUAAAACCUUACUUAAUUAUUAAAAAUAAGGCAGCUGAUACCUGUUGUUCAAAAAUCAAUCAAUUUGCAGAAAAGGAUAAAUACUUUGAAGUGUUUUCUUUACUUACAAUGUUUACGUUAGAUGUUAUCCUAAAAUGUGCUUUCUCCUACAAUACAAACUGUCAGGAAAUUGGAACUGGUCAUCCAUAUGUCCAAGCUGUACAUGAACUAAGUCGAAUUCUUACUCUCAGAUUUAUGAAGCCUUGGCUUCACUUUGACUGGGUCUUUAAUCUUACAAAGUUGGGAAAAGAUUUUAAAAAACACUGUGAUUAUGUCCAUAACGUUGCUGAGGAAAUUAUUUCUAAGAGGCGUGAAGUUAUUCAGAAAGAAGAGCCAGAAGCAGAGUCCAAAAGAAAGCGGUACACUGAUUUCCUUGACAUACUGUUAAUGGCAAGAGAUGAAAAUGGUGUGGGUUUAACUGACGAAGAAAUCAGAGCAGAAGUAGACACGUUUUUGUUUGAAGGACAUGACACUACUGGCAGUGCUUUAUCCUGGACACUCUUUUCUUUGGCGCAACAUCCAAAAAUACAGAGUCAGGUCCAGCGAGAAAUAGAUGAACUAUUGUCUGGAAGAAUGACUGAUGACCUUAUGGCAGUAGACCUCAAUCAAUUACCCUAUCUCACCAUGUGCAUAAAAGAAUCCCUUCGUCUUCACAGCAUCAUUUCCUUCAUAAUACGACAUACAGAUCAGGAUAUCAAGGUCCUGAACAAAACUAUUCCAAACGACACCAUGACCACCAUUUUGAUUUAUGGAAUUCAUCACAAUCCAACUCUCUGGGAAGAUUCCUUGGAAUUUCAACCAGAGAGAUUCAGUCCAGAAAACAUUGACAAAAUCAACCCAUUUGCUUACAUACCUUUUUCAGCUGGCCCAAGAAACUGUAUUGGACAGAAUUUUGCCAUGCAUGAAAUCAAAGUUUUGUUGGUGAAAAUACUGAACAGAUUUCAUUUUAAACUUGAUCCAAACCAUGAUGUGAGAAAAAUUGAAGGACUUGUUAUGAAGGCUGAACAUGGUAUAAAAAUGAAAGCUAUACAAAGGAUUCCAGGACAAUACAUAAAUGUAUUUGAUUAGCAGAAUACAAAUGUUAAUUGGAUUUUUAAUUAACACAUUUAGUAGAUCUAUUAAAUAAAUAAAAUUAUUAAUUUCAAGU